Molecule: messenger RNA, 3224 nt
Organism: Cervus elaphus (red deer)
Lineage: Eukaryota; Metazoa; Chordata; Mammalia; Artiodactyla; Cervidae
Gene: ENTPD8
Product: ectonucleoside triphosphate diphosphohydrolase 8
Exons: 10
Coding region: 1236-2726 (496 amino acids)
Biological process (GO): nucleoside diphosphate catabolic process
Cellular component (GO): plasma membrane
Molecular function (GO): GDP phosphatase activity; UDP phosphatase activity
Source: RefSeq, a predicted model, not a curated record
ACAGAAGGAGCUGCACCUAGAAUAUAUAAAGAAUUCCCUAAACUCAACAGGAAGAAAUCAAAUGGUCCAAUCAAAAGACAUGACACUUCGCCAGAGAGGGUCACAUGUACAGAUGUGGAUGUGGGGUCCCCAGCCCCCGUGUGAACGGAAGCCGUGGGAGGCCUGAGUGCACAUCAGACCAGCUGAGAGGAAAAACUGACACGGAUGCUAGAAGGACGCAGAGAAACUGCAGAGAAACGAGCUCUCACGCUAGAGAGCAUCUGGGCAGGGCUUUAAAAUCUAUUUUUGUUCAUUUGUUCGGCUGCGUUGGGUCUCUGAGAUCUUCAGUUUCGGUGCACAGACUCUACUUGCGGCUCGUGGCCUUAGCUGCCCGGUGGCGUGUGGAACCUCAGUUCCCUAGCCAGGGAUCAAACCCACGUCCCCUGGGGCCCGUGGGCAGCUCUGAGGGGAACCGAGUGGUCAGUUUCCAGGCGUGCAGUGCAGCCUGUGUGUGCUUGUCCACGGCCACACCUCGCAGCUGGGGAGCGGGGGCCCGCGGCCUCCAGCGCCGGGGGGUUCAGCUCACUGGGGCAGCCUCCUCGCAGGCCCCGGGGAGCUGAGGGAAGAAGCCAGGCUCGGUCGUCUCUGACUCCCUCGCAAGGACCAAACAUCGGAGAGGGGAGCCGAGAGGUGGGGGCAGGGCCGGGCGGCUGUGGUUACACGAAUCGACAGGUGGGCGCAGAAAAGGGGCAACUUUCCUGCACGCGCGGGAACAGCCUGACCUUCCCCUCCGGGCUUCCGGCCUUUGCUCGGGUUGAGUCCUGGGCCUCAGGCCUUUGCAGUCACCUGACUCCGACCUGCCCUUCGCCCAGUCCUGGCGCCUUCCCCGGCUGGGGAAGGGCGGGGUCAGAGGGCAAAGUCCGAGCAGCUCCCAGGAGGGACCCCUCUGGGCGGGGGCGGGGUGGUGACCCUGGGUGGGGGCAGGGCCCAGCGGUAAGCAGGCUGGGUGUGGGGGUGGCGACAGGGGGUGGGGUGGCGGCAGGCAGAUAUCGCCGGACAGGUGCCGAGAGCUGGCAGAUGGUCCAGCUCCCUCCUCGCGGCCUCCUGCUGCUCAUCGACAGCCCAGCGCGGUCCUUGGCCCUGCCUGUUGACCAGCAGGAGUGGGCCACCUGAGCCCCAGGGAGGACGAGGGGCGCUCCAGCCAGCGGAGUCGGGGUGCCCCCCGCAGCCCCACAGGUGCCAGUCCCGCCCCCACCAUGGGGCUGACCUGGAAGCAGCGGGUCUUCAAGGCUCUGCUGGGUGCCGCCGCGGUCUCAGGCCUCACCGCGCUACUUCUCAUCCUGGUGGGGACCAUCAACGUCCUCCUGCCUACAGACACCAAGUUCGGGAUCGUGUUCGACGCUGGGUCCUCCCACACAUCCCUCUUUGUGUAUCAGUGGCCGGCCGACAAGGAGAACGACACGGGCGUGGUCAGCCAGGCCCUGGCCUGCCAGGCGGAAGGGCCUGGAAUCUCUUCCUAUGCCUCCGACCCUGCACGGGUCGGCGAGAGCCUGCAGGGCUGCCUGGAGGAGGCGCUAGCACUGAUCCCAAAGGCCAAGCAUCACGAGACACCCAUGUUCCUGGGGGCCACUGCCGGCAUGCGGCUGCUCAGCCUCAAGAAUCGCUCGCAGGCGGAGGACGUCUUCGCCGCGGUCAGCCAGGCCCUGGGCCAGUCCCCGGCAGACUUCCGGGGCGCAGAGCUCCUGACAGGGCAGGACGAAGGCGCCUUUGGUUGGAUCACCGUCAACUACGUCCUGGGCCUGCUGGUGAAGUACUCCUUCUCUGGAGAAUGGAUCCAGCCCCUGGAGGAGACGCUGGUGGGCGCCCUGGACAUGGGUGGGGCCUCCACCCAGAUUACCUUUGUACCUGGAGGCCCCAUCCUGGACAAGACCACCCAGGCCACCUUCCGCCUCUACGGCGCCGACCACACCGUCUACACUCACAGCUACCUCUGCUUCGGGCGCGACCAGGCGCUGAGCAGGCUGCUGGUCGAGCUGGUGCAGGCCAGCCCAGGCCUCCUGGUUCGCCACCCUUGCUACCACAGCGGCUACCGGGACACGCUGGCCCUGGCGCCCCUGUAUGAGUCGCCCUGCAUCCUGGCAGCAGCGCCCCCGGACCUCAGCCAGAACCUCACUGUGGAGGGCACGGGGAACCCCGGGGCCUGCAUUGAGGCCCUCCGGAAGCUCUUCAACUUCUCCAGCUGUGACGGCCGAGCAGACUGUGCCUUCGCCGGGGUCUACCAGCCCCCCGUGCAGGGCCAGUUCUACGCUUUCUCCAGCUUCUACUACACCUUCCACUUCCUGAACCUCACCUCCAGGCCGUCACUGAGCGAGGCCAACGCCACCAUCUGGGAGUUCUGCCUGCAGCCCUGGAAGCUGGUGGAGGCGAGCGCGCCCCUGGGCCAGGACCGCUGGCUGCGGGACUACUGUGCCUCGGGCCUGUACAUCCUCACACUCCUGGUCGAGGGCUACGGGUUCAGUGAGGAGACCUGGAGCGGCCUCGAGUUCCGCCAGCAGGCUGGCAGCACCGACAUCGGCUGGACGCUGGGCUACAUGCUGAACCUGACCAACCUGAUCCCGGCCGAGGCGCCCGCGCAGUGGCGGGCGCAGAGCUUCAGCAUCUGGACAGCCGGGGUCGUCUUCGUGGUGCUGACACUCACGGCCACGCUGGGGGCCGUGGUGGUGCACGUCUUCUGGCUCCAGGACUAGGCCAGCGGCCCCUGAUGCCGGCCGCUGAGACCCGGCGCCCAGCCUGGCCACCUGGGCCGGCCCGUCCCCAUCAGGAGCUUCGGCCCUCAUCCUGGGGGCUCCGGCCAGCCGUCAGACAACCUCCUUCUGCCCCCGGGGUCGCCCUGGCCAUGGAGGCUGCGGAGGUCCCAACCACAGCCGCCGGCCCCCGGCACCCCGGCCUGUCUCCCGGGAGCCUCUGCACAGAAGCCAGGCUGUCAGGACCCGUGCGGCACCUGGACUGUUGACGGCAGACUGACGUGUGUAGGGCUGGCUCGGGCCUGGGGUGGGCCAGCUCUUUGGGAAGGGUUGGCCGUGGGCCGUGGGGUCUCUGACAGAGCUGGUGUCCAGUUUCAUGGGGUUCUCCCGAGCAGCCCACCCACACCCCUGGAAGCCUGGUCAGGCCCUCUCAGCGGUCAAGCGCAGAGACAGGUCACACGUGGGAGGCAGAGGCCUUUAUUAAACCCUCCCCGCCCUGGC